Messenger RNA from Scylla paramamosain (green mud crab), 4788 nucleotides. RefSeq names its product mesoderm induction early response protein 1-like. Lineage: Eukaryota; Metazoa; Arthropoda; Malacostraca; Decapoda; Portunidae. The record is from RefSeq and is a predicted model, not a curated record. Gene Ontology annotation, molecular function: transcription corepressor activity; histone deacetylase binding. Gene Ontology annotation, cellular component: nucleoplasm. The transcript is spliced from 9 exons. Gene Ontology annotation, biological process: negative regulation of transcription by RNA polymerase II. The coding region runs from base 381 to 1994 and encodes 537 amino acids.
UUUCCUACCUCAGUCUCAGUGGGUGGGCAAAGCUUUUCCUUUGCUAUAGAAACCAAAUGAUGAACUAAAUGAAACCUGUGCAGAAAAAGUGAUUGAAAGAAGACAGUAAUUAUCAAAUAUUUAAAUAAAUCAUGCAAGUCAAUGAAAAUUGAUUGAAAUAAAGAGCUUUGAGUAAUAGCAUGGAGAAUUUUCUUGGUGACAUUGCAGAUGGUCAUCUUUGUUGGGAAGGAAGUAUAUACAUUCAAAAGGAUAACUUAGCAUGUUGAAAACCCUAGGCAUGCAAAACUGUUGCUUGCUUGCAAAAGGAGAGUGCAGGGACAACUGGCAGUGAGAGUGACACGGGUGAUUAUGGAGACGGAGAGUUUGAACCCACAGCGGAAAUGCUCGUCGAUGAUUACGAUGACGAGCGAACGUUAGAUGAGGAAGAGGAUAUGGAGGAAGGCCCCGACCGGGAAGAGGAGAUUGACAACCUAGAAAAGGAACAAGACAUGCCUAUUGCUGAGUUAUUAGCCAUGUACGGCGGCUACCCACCAGAGGAGGGAGAGGGGGAGGCGGAGGACCAGGCCAAUGGUGAGGGAGAAGCAAACCAAGGGGAAAAUGAGAAUGAGAACAGCAAUGAGGCUGUAAUAGAAAAUGAGGGUGAAGGUGAAAAUGAGGUUGAGGAACAAGAAGAGCCAGAGGUUAUAUCUUCAAGAUCUUCUACCUCAGAAGAAAAUGUAAAUAAUCACGAAAAGGAAAUAAAACCAGAAGUAAAACCUGAAAGGAAAAGAAGAGAAAAGCCUUCAGAAUUAGCCCAGCUCUAUACAGAUAUGGAUACCAAUGGUGAUACUCAAACGUCAACCUCGUCCCGAUCACUCAGAUGUCACAAGCCUCUAGGAAUUUUAUCUACUGGAAGCUCUAGACAACAAAGUGAAGAUGAAGAGGAAGAAGAAGGUGAAUAUUCAGGUGAAGAAGAAGAUUGGCAUAAAACCAUUAUGAUUGGUUCAUCUUACCAAGCGCAAGUUCCGGAAGGCUUGCAAGCUUAUGGUGCAACCCCACCAUAUGAAAAUGAAGACAAACUUUUAUGGGAACCUGGGAAAUUAAGUCCAAAGCAGGUUGAGGAAUACCUACGAGCCCUUAGUCAUCCCCCACCAGGCUCACAAGGUGUUGCAGCCAUUCCCCUUGGAAAGCACGUUCGGGAUGAUGAACAAGCUUUAUAUUUGCUGCUCCAAUGUGGAUAUAAUGUAGAUGAAGCUUUACGAAGGCAUCGCAUGAAUCCUACCCCACUGGCCUCAACGAUGACUCUGUGGUCUGAGGAAGAGUGUAGAAAUUUUGAAAAUGGCUUGAAAACUUAUGGAAAAGAUUUUCAUCUUAUCCAACAAAAUAAAGUUAGAACGAGAUCAGUGGGUGAAUUAGUACAGUUUUAUUAUCUCUGGAAGAAAACUGAACGACACGAUCUCUUCGCAACUAAAACAAGAAUUGAAAAGAAGAAGUACAUCGUUCAUCCUGGCACUACUGACUACAUGGACCGGUUCCUAGAUGAGGGAGAGGGAGUCGGAGGUCCAUCAUCCUGGCGUGACAAUCGCUCUUCCUCACCAAGUCUCCAUGCGUUACUGUAUGGGCGGCCACCUCCGGGAAAUAGUGCAGGAGGUGCCGGAGGUGUGGUGGAAAGGUCAUCCACACCAACGUCCGUUGCUCAACCUGCCCAGCCAACUCCUGCCGCAGAAAGCACUGGAAACAGUGUCAACAGAGACAGUGAGGCACAUGUUACUUAUACAGGACUAAAUCAAAUGGAAGACUUAGCCCGCCAUUUAGAUGCUGAUUCUAUUGAGUCCUUGGCUAAGAUGACGACCUCUACAAACACUUCUGUGUCGAUAGCCAGGACUGGAAAAAGAAACAGUAGUCCUCAUCCUGUGGAUGUAGAUAUUUCUAUAUCACGUUCCUCAGUACUAAGUCCCCAGACAGUUGGUGUAGAAACCAAAAGUGUAGCCAUGGCUGAAACUGUGGCACAGUGAAAUACUCUUAUUUGCCUUUUCUAAUGUGUGUGAGAAGUGUUGAGGUUGUGAAAAGUGCAAAUGUUGGUUACUGGGGGAUGCUGACCACGUAACCAAGAGGACUACAAAUUUGCCUUCUAUAUCUAAUUAUCAAUAGACACUUGCUUGGAAGUUCUGUGAAUUUCUUAAAGCGCGCUAAGAAGUUCUGUGAAUUUCGAAUAGCAUGUGUGACACUUUGGAUUCCUGUGAACUAAGCUAAGGAGUGUGAGAACCCUUGAACCAUCGUGUCAAAUAUUAUUGGUAUUUGUUAAGAAAAUGAGUGUUAUAUAUAUACAAGGAAAAAUACGAACUGUGAUUUACACAGAUAAAUUAUCUAAAUAUUUAAGUAAAUGAUAAUGCAGUGACACAUACCCUAGACACUUAUGGUGAUAUUAUUAUGAGGAAUGUGAAUUGCAAAGAAAUAUAUAUUAAGUGACAAGAUUUAAGUAUUUUAGUAUUUUAUUUGAAAUUGUGGCUCCCAGUUUGUUGGGUAAUUAGGUAAUCAAGAAAGAUAAGACUGCUUAUUUUUUUUAUUUAUUAAUUACUAUUAUUAUUAUUAUUAUUAUUAUUAUUAUUAUUAUUAUUAUUAUUAUUAUUAUUAUUAUUAUUAUAUAUUUAUUUAUUUAUUUAUAUUUUUUUCAUGAGUACAUUCAUGGCCUGUGAGACAGUGGUACACCUUGGCCUUACUUUUCAUCUUAUACUAUCACUUGAUAAAGUACACCUUGAUUGUCAGAUUUUAUUCCUUAGUCUUAAAGAAAAUAACUCAUCUUUAUGUUCACUCACAUUCUGAAGGACAUGGAUAUGUAAUGAGUGCACAGUUUCCCUCUGCAGGACAUGAGAGCACAAGAUAGGUACUGUUGUUCCUGUACUUUUGUGUCACUUGAAGAUUCAUAUCCAUGAACCAAAUAAUGCCAAUGCUGUGCUCAUUUCUCUCUCUCUCUCUCUCUCUCUCUCUCUCUCUCUCUCUCUCUCUCUCUCUCUCUCUCUCUCUCUCUCUCUCUCUCUCUCUCUCUCUCUCUCUCUCUCUCUCUCUCUCUCUCUCUCUCUCUCUCUCUCUCUCUCUCUCUCUCUCUCUCUCUCUCUCUCUCUCUCUCUCUCUCUCUCUCUCUGAAGUUAUAGUAAGUAUUAUUACUUCAGAUUUACAGUCAGGAAAUUUGCAAAUAUUAAGAAAAUUUAGCAUAAGUAAUUGAAACACUUGAGCUACCUAGAGUAGUAUCACAACAUUUAUUAGCACUCAUUGCAAAAGAAAGCACUGUGUAUCCACUUGUCUAUAUUUCUGACACUAUACCUUCCAGAAACUCCCUCCAUUGGGAUGGCUAUGACAAAAGUCCACAGCUCUGCCAUUCUGGACAAUACAAGUUUUGAUUGUUGUUCUCUUUCUUUGUGUAUUUUUUAAAUUUUAUUUAUUAUGUCACUCACAUCCUUAGAGUUUGGUGCAAUAAAUCUUGGAAUGAAGUGGUCAAGUGGGACCUUAGAGGUCUAAAAUUGUGUAGGGAGGCUGCCAGGAAUUGUUGCAGCUUCAAGCCACCAUUCAUUGAAGAAGGCAGACACAUGAAAGUAUGUAUAAAACCUUUUAAAAUAAUGAUGAAUAAUUUUUAGUCCUAUUACCUGCUUUACAAUCAUUAUUCUCCUUUGUCAUCCCUCCCCUCUCUCUCUCUCUCUCUCUCUCUCUCUCUCUCUCUCUCUCUCUCUCUCUCUCUCUCUCUCUCUCUCUCUCUCUCUCUCUCUCUCUCUCUCUCUCUCUCUCUCUCUCUCUCUCUCUCUCUCUCUCUCUCUCUCUCUCUCUCUCUCUCUCUCUCUCUGCUUCCCCAAAAAACUCAGAUUUUGGUGUUCCAUUUCACUAUACAUCCAUUUCACUUUUCCUGCUACAUAUCACUAAUAAUUUCUUACUAUCAUCCUUUGUUAUUGCAUAGCCAACCAAAUUGUCUGGAUUGGAAGAUUUAACUCCCUUUCAGUUUUCAUUCCAUACAUCAAAGGCAAGUGUGAGAUGAGUAAGGAGGUAUGACUAAGGUUUUGUGACCAUCCCUCUAACUAUACACCAGGCUGGUAUCUCCACAAAUGGAAUAGCCACUACAAAGCAGAUACAAACUCGCACUCAAACACAUCUGUAAUUGUGACUGUGUAGGAAAUAGAAAGGAUGAGGGUACCAUAUGUUUCAUAGGAUUAUUAUAGAACUGCAUAUACCAUAAAGAUGUGUUUACUAGGGUUGUUUGUUUCUUUUGAUAAACAAAAAGAAGUAUUUCUAUUCUGCUUAUUCCUUAGAUACACCUUUAUGUGAUGCAAGGGAAUAUUUUUUUUUAUCUUUUAUUGUCCUAGUGCUCUCUGUAGCCUUUCUUUUUUUAAUAUUAAUGUUUUCAGAAUAAUCAGAUUCACUUUCUUAUGCUUCACCAGUGUGAUUCUAUAUUUUUUUGGAAUAUCAUCUCAUCUCUUUUUUUUUUUCUUUUUCCCCGAGAUUGUUUUCUCCUGACAAUUUGUUUCAUACAUUCUUAUCUGUCAUGAUGAUAUCUUAUUAUUCACUGCUACUGCCAUAACUUUACCAGAACAGUACCUGGAUCAUCCACAAAUAUCAAGAUUAUUGCUAUUCUGUUUAAUAAAAGGUAGAUACUGCAGAAGUGCUGCCACCACAGACAUGAUAUUAAUGUUACUUAUUAUUUGCAUACUUUAUCCCCAUAAUUGUGUAAACAAUGUAUUACUAGAAACUGAAUUGAAAGUCUUGCUAAGACAGUAUAUGGCUGUGGUGAAAAGUCAAUGCAAUAUAAAUAUGUUACAUAAAUUC